AAUAGGAAAUAACACUUAAAAGUCAGAAAAAUAUAUACAUUGUUUUUUAAAAAAUAUUAUUAUCCAUGUUAAAACAAAAAAGAAAGGCGUACGUGACCUUUACAGUAGCAAUCAUCAAAACUUAAGCAGUUAUCAUUUUAAUACCUAAAUAAUAAUAAAGCGCACGCUUCGAUAACUCAAUCAAUUGAAAAUUGUCAGAUUACUUACAAUCAGAUUUAUGUAUUUAUAGUAAGAAAGAGUAUAUAUAUAUAUUACGGUGCAUCUUUGGACAUCCUCAUUUUCGUGAAUUUUCUCAACACGUGUGGUUUACUUAUUUAUAUUUCAUAAAAAUGUCACUCGCUACUAAUCACAUAGAUGACUUCGAUGCGGAAAAAAUGAAGGAUUCAAAGGAAAUGUUAGUUCCCGGAGCCCACUCUGAUGUGAAGUUAAAAAUCUUUAAUAGUUCUAUGAAUGUCUUGACACAUAUCCUCAUUGGAUGUACAGUAGCAAUAGCAGUUCUGUUUACCUUCAGAGAGGGAGAAAUGAACGCCACACGAAUACAUAUAAUUCUAUGUGUUCUUGGGUAUCAAUUAUUAAUGGCAGAGUCAAUUCUUAGUCUGUCACCUCACAACGGUUGGUCGUCUUCACUCAAACUGGUUCAUAAACGUCGCGCCCAUUGGAUUCUACAACUAUUGGGAUCAGGUCUAGCAAUUGCAGGCAGCAUCAUCAAAAUUUUAGACAAAUCUAUUCACUGGAAUACUCUUCAUGGGCAAUUUGCUCUUGUCGCCAUGGUCUUCACCGGCGUUUCUUUUAUUAACGGCCUUGCAUCUCUCUACGCGUACGAGCUUCGGCGUUUAAUACCUGGAGUACUCUCUAAGAUCACCCACAUUAUUUUUGGAACUGUUGCCUUUGUAUCAGCGUCAAUCAGCCUCUGUUACGGUUUUGAUAAGAAUUCUUUUAGAACUUGGUCCACAUCAGAAAUGGCUGAUACAUUUAUAGCCUUCACCGCUAUAUUUACAUUUGUAAUAAUAGUCAAUCCAUUAGUUGUAUUUUUUGAUAAAACUGUUAAAUCAUUCCAACGAUGAUGGAUUGAAAUCUCCUGGCACACUUAAAAAUUGUGUUUAUUAAAAUCUUAGUCAUUUUGAUAUGUUUAUUUACCUAUCUGAAUAUCUAGUUUAAAAUAUCUAUGACGCAAGUAUUAUAAUAUUGGUAUAUAUAGUAUUAUAAUGACCAUGCAAAACUUAAUCUAUAAUUGUCUAUAAUCUUACACAGACAGAAUUAAGCAAUAAUUAUAUUAUCUGCUACAGAUAAAGACUGAUUUUCUGCAAUGUGUAAUUUUAAUAAUUUAUGAAAUAUUAUAAUUGUAUCUAACUACUUAUGAAUAAUUUUGUAACGCAAUAUUGAAGUAAGUUAAUAAGUUUUUUUUUAUUUUUUUAGCGCAAUUUGUUUAAAUUUGUAUUAAAAUUUAAUCAAAUU
This is a messenger RNA of Amyelois transitella, 1455 nucleotides long. RefSeq lists its product as uncharacterized. Gene Ontology annotation, molecular function: transmembrane monodehydroascorbate reductase activity. The transcript is spliced from 3 exons. Lineage: Eukaryota; Metazoa; Arthropoda; Insecta; Lepidoptera; Pyralidae. The record is from RefSeq and is a predicted model, not a curated record. Bases 330 to 1064 code for a protein of 244 amino acids.